AUGAAACAAAUUCUCAGUGUUUUGAUCUUAUGCAUGGGAGUAUCAUGUGACCAGAUCUGGGUCAAUCAAGUUCCUGACUAUUCAUCUCUCAACUCCUGUGCGGAGCCACCUCUCAGUGGCAUUGUCAGAGGCCAGAAGUCUGGAUGUGGUGCCUUGACUUCGUACUCAUGCUUUUGCACGGCUAGUUCUUCGCACUUCGAAGGUCUCAUAUCAACAGCGGUGCUGAAUGCAUGUCCGGGGUCAACUGAAGAUGCAGACAGCGCCACUGAGGUCUUCUCCCUCUACUGCCAAAUUGGUCUCACUGCGACUACGACUAGCGAGCCUACAUCUUCAGAGACAUCUACCACUCCUGCCACAAGUUCGGCGUCAAAGACAAGUGCGCAGAGCACUACCAGUGGUCAACCGAACAUCCAAACAAUCACAGUCCCAUCCACACUGGUGAUACUUGUGACACCUCCAGCUACAACCUCAACAAGUACUGGGUCACAAUCAACAGCAGUAUCAUCUGAGUCGAAAACAGGAACAUCACUGAGUGGGAGCGUCCUCAAUAUCGUGAUCGUACUCGUGAUCGCUAUCGUGCUGUUGAGCAUUGCGCUAGCCUUUUUCUACUGGCGCUUUCGCAAACAGCGAACCGCACACUCUGUGCAACAACCAGCAGAGAAUUCUCAUGGCGCAUCUAGCUCUGUAUCGGCAAUCAGCCACAAGGCUCCUGCUCCUUAUUAUCCAGAGAAGGGGGAUGAAGGGAGUUUGAUCGAAUUGGACGAUAGACAUCCACACGAUGUCUACGAAAUUCAGUCGCGGAAAGAUACCACCGAGCUCCCCGUUGGCCCAAGACACGUGGCUGCCAUGGUCAAAGAACCACCAGUACACAAACGGGUCAAAUCACGAACUGUGCGUCACUCGGCUCAAGAGCUUCUCUAA
Messenger RNA from Exophiala bonariae, 921 nucleotides. RefSeq lists its product as uncharacterized. Lineage: Eukaryota; Fungi; Ascomycota; Eurotiomycetes; Chaetothyriales; Herpotrichiellaceae. The record is from RefSeq and is a predicted model, not a curated record. The transcript has a single exon. Bases 1 to 921 code for a protein of 306 amino acids.